Molecule: messenger RNA, 2865 nt
Organism: Fusarium verticillioides 7600
Lineage: Eukaryota; Fungi; Ascomycota; Sordariomycetes; Hypocreales; Nectriaceae
Exons: 1
Coding region: 1-2865 (954 amino acids)
Molecular function (GO): protein binding
Source: RefSeq, a predicted model, not a curated record
AUGCGGCUCAUAAACGUUGAGAACCUAAAGCUUGAAACCUUCAUCGGCGGCCAUGUCCCACCGUAUGCUAUCCUGUCGCACCGAUGGGGAAAUGAUGAUGAGGAGGUAUCCUUCAAGGAUAUGGAUAGAGGCACUAUGAACAAGGUUGGAAUGAAAAAAGUACAAGGCUGCUGUCGACAAGCCAAGAAAGACAACCUCAAAUAUGCCUGGAUUGAUACUUGUUGCAUCGACAAGGAGAGUUCCAAAGAGCUAGAUGAGGCUAUCAAUUCCAUGUUCCAGUGGUAUCGAAGAGCCGCCAUAUGUUAUACCUACAUGGCCGAUGUUCCUUAUGAACAAGAUAUCUGGGAAACGACUUCCAGCUUCUCCGCGAGCUCGUGGUUCACAAGAGGGUGGACACUACAAGAACUCCUUGCUCCUGGAGAAAUACACUUCUUUGAUGAGACUUGGAGUCUUAUUGGCACGAAGGAAGAAUUGGCGAGUGAAAUUGAAGAUAUCACAGGGAUACCCCGCAGAUUUCUGCUCGGCUGGGUUGACUUUCACCAGGCCAGUGUUGCGCAACGUAUGUCCUGGGCGUCAAAGAGGACGACAAAGAGGGAUGAAGAUAUCGCCUACUGUCUCCUAGGGAUCUUCGGUGUUACUAUGCCGAUGAUCUAUGGGGAAGGACACAAAGCCUUUGAAAGGCUGCAGCUCAAGAUCAUGGAACAGACAACCGACGAUUCAAUUCUAGCAUGGGGAGUAAAGGUCCAAGGUAUGGAGAUCGAAUCUCAGACUGGUCCUAGCGAUUACAAUACGUCCGCCGGAAUGUUUGCCAAGUCCCCAAUGGAUUUUGCCAAGUGUGGUCGUAUCGUUCCGAAGACGCUCGACCCUAGUUGUAUCACGAAUUUCGCUGUUUCUGGGGGAUAUAUCCGCACGUCACUCAAGUUACAGAGUACAGAAAAUGGAGUAGCAUAUGGUCUUCUCAACUGUGGCCUCGAAAGCACGACAGGAGGCUACAUAGCUAUUCCGCUGCGUUGCAUAACGCCUUCAAUUUCGACAGUCAGGGAGUACAUCCGACCGAUUGGAUAUGGCCCUAUUCUUCUGUCCGGGGUACGCAGUGAUUGCUACGAUGUCCAUGAAGUUCGCAUCCGUGUGGAUCGCCAGGCUCGACCAGCAGAAACGACAGGGAAACCUGUCUGGCUUCAUAUGGAUGGUCACCAAAAGCUUAAACUACACCUCGUGGAAGUUUGCCCAGCACUCAACUGGGACCGGGGCCGUGCUUUGGUCAUGGAUUUGAAAGAUUCAAAUCAAACCGUUACACGAAGAUACCUCGCUCGUUUUACUAGCACAGCAAAGAAGAGCCGCGACAUUGUCGUUGUAUUGGACUUCAACCUCCAGGCACAGUAUUCCUCCGCGAGCUGCUUUGCAAUAGCAGCACCUGAAGAGUUAGAUCUGCCUAGUAUUGCCCGAGGUCUGCAUUUUAUGCAGUCAGAGCACUUGCGCGAUCAAGUUAUGCGCAUUGGAAAUGAUGUUGUCGAGGUCUCUGUGCAGAGAGAAGACAUCUCGCAAGGAUCGAUUUUCCUGCUGAGACUAGCUAGGACUAACUUGAGUCCGUUGCCUGAUGCAGAUACGUCCCACCGUAUCUACAAAGCGAGCCAGGUAGACAUGCUGAUUUCAAUCCUCUGCGAAAGGGAUAACAUAGAAGAAACUAUCGACGAAGAGAUGGAAGAACAGGCCGCGACUGCCAGUAAACUAGAGUCACUAAAAGCCGAACUGGACAAGGUAGCGGAAAAGGAGAGACAACUCGCAGUUGAGAGAAAAAGGAUUGAAAGCGAAAUGAAAAAGAAGGAGAAAAAUAUGAAUAGAUAUGAUAGGAGGAUGCAAAGAGCGAAAAACAGGCUGACUGAGCUCAAAAAUCGAAUUGAAAAGAAUAGCCGAAAUAUUGAGAGAGUCGGUGGGGCCAAGGGUUCAAUAAGUUGGGCCGAAACUAUGAUACAAAGACAAUUAGACCAGCAAAAAGCAUCUCAAGGCACAGAUGCACCGGCUUCUGCCGGCACAAGAACCCUUCAGACAAGUCUGGUCAAUAGCCGACAAAGCAUGGGCGGUUUCAUUCCACUGCUCUGGGCUGCCGCCAACGGAAAAAACGCAAUCUUGCAACUUCUCAUAGACAAGUGUGCAGACCUCGAAGCGAGAAACCCGGACAACGAAUACACGGCGCUUAUGUAUGCGGCAGAAUACGGACAAGUCUCAGCCGCAAAGUCCUUACUCGAUUGCGGCGCGAUGUUGGAAGCUCAGGACAAGAAUAAAUACACCCCCCUGUUGCUGGCAGCUUCGGCAGGGCACGUACCGAUAACGUCGUUACUUCUCGGCAAGGGGGCUGAUAUAGAAGCAAGAUCUUCCGAUGGGAGUACUCCGCUCUCCAUUGCAGCUAGAAAAGAAAAUGACGGGGUUGUCAAGGUGCUGCUGGAGAAAGAGGCCGAUAUAGAUGCGAAGGACGAUAACGGAGACACGCCUUUGCUGCAAGCCUGUCUCAAUGGUCACGUGGGUAUUGCAAAGAUGCUGAUCGAUGCAGGAGCCAAUAUUCAGACACAAACGCGCUAUGGGAGUACGCCGCUAGCUGUUGCUGCCAGGAAAGGGAGGGAGGGUAUUGUCAAACUACUGCUAGAGAAAGGGGUCGAUAUAGAUGCUAAGAACCAUAACGGAGACACGCCCUUAUCACGAGCAUGUCUUAAUGGACACAUGGGUGUCGUGAGGAUACUCAUUGAAAAGGGAGCGACUGUUGAUGUGAGGAACAAGAAGGGCAAGACGCCUCUGCAACUAGCGGAGAAGAACACAAAAAGUGGGAUCGUCGAUUUGCUCCGGAAUCAUCUGGAGACGAAAGAGGGAUGA